AUGGCAAAAAAGAAGAACAAUAAGAAGAAGAGCAGUAACGCCAAAGGAAGGGCCCCGAUAAGUGACGACAAUCCAGAGGUUUCCACUCCCGCGGCCGACCCGGCGGAAACCGAGGAAAAUGGCGUCCCCGAUCCAACUUUCGACCGUUCUACGGCUCAGUUUUCAUACCAUCCUGUAUCUGCGGAUAUUCUGACGACUGAUAAUCAGGACAACAAGACGGAGUCUCCCGAAGCUGAGAAGGAACAGGCCCCGGAAGGCACUCAAAAAGAUGAACCAAGUAGUUCUACGGACGAUGCUCCAUCGACAGAAGCAGCCGCUGAAUCGGGUGCAACAACGCCUCCUGAUACGGUAGAAGAGCCCAAAGCCGAGGGCACAGAACCCUCUGAGGCAGACAAGCCGGCAGACUCUCCAGAAUCUGGCGAAGAAAAGCCAGAAACGAAUUCAACAGAGGAAGCAGCGCCAGCUCCAGCUGAAACGGGCGAACAGGCAGAGCCAGCCGCUUCUGAGCCUGCUGAGACGCCAGCCGGAGAACCUGCUGAAGCAGAGGCUACCCCCGCUGAACCUACCGCCGAAGAGGCACCUGCUGAGGAGAGCCCGGCGCCAGAACCUAGCGAAGAGAAGCCAGCCGACGCUCCAGCUGAAGAGGCCGAAAAGCCUGCUGCCGAAACGAGCGAACCGGAAGCCCCUCCCACAGAGUCUACUCCAGAAACGGAGACACCAGCCCCGGCAGAAGAGGCAACAACAGAGCCCGCCGCCGAAACAGCACCAGCAGACACAUCCGCAGCAGAACCAGCUGAUCAGGAUCCUCCAACAUCCGGCGAGGGGGAAAAGACUACGCCAGAAGUGACGGAGGAAGCGUCAGCGCCAGCAGCAGAGGCAACCGAGGAGCCAGCGGUAGAAGAACCUGCUCCCGAGCCACCAGCAGAAGAAGCUAAGCUUGGAAAUUCAAAGAAAAAGAAGAAAGAUAAGAAGAAGAAAAAGGGCCAACAAGCGGCUGCUGCUGCUGUUGAUGAGGAGCCUGUCCCGGCAAAAGAGGAGGAUACUCCAGCAGAGCCUCCGGCAGCUCCUGCUGAAGAACCUGCGCCUGAGGAACCUACUCCUACGAAGGAGGAAGAUACCCCAGUGGAACCUUCAGCAGCCCCUGCCGAAGAGCCUGUUCCUGAAGAGCCUGCGCCUGAACAAGCUGCACCUGAAGAACCUGCACCUGAAGAGCCUACGCCUGAGGAAUCUACAGCGGAGCCUCCAGCAGCUCCUGUCGGGGAACCUGCGCCUGAGGCGCCAGCUAUAGUCGAGGAAACGAAGCCAGCUGAAGAAGCGAGCGAGGAUAAGGCCGUUGAACAACCGGCUGAGUCUCCCGAGGAGCCAGCCCCUGCGGUGGUGCCCAGCGAAGAGGAGACCAAGCCUGCAAAUUCAAAGCAGAAGAAGAAGGACAAGAAGAAGAAGAAGAAGGGCCAACAGGCUGCUGCUGCCGCUCCCGCUGAGGAUCCCACCCCUGAGCCACCAGCUCCGGCUGAGGAGCUGAGCGAGGACAAGGCUGUCGAACCGCCGGCUGAGGUUCCUGAGGAACCCACUGAACAAGAUACGCCGGCUGCAGAGCCAGUCGAGGAGCCAGCUGCUCCAGAACCCGUUGCAGAAGAGCCGGCCGCGGUAGAAGAUGAGGCUCCCGCCGACGCACCAAGUGAAGAAUCUGCACCGCCCGCAGACCCAGUCGACGAGGAGGCUAAGGCUGAGCCUGAAACCGCUGCUGCCCCAGAACCUAGUGAGCCAGCUGAAGAAUCAAAGCCUAAGGAGACGGUGGAGCAACCCGCGCCAGAGGCCCCCAAGGCUGAGGAAGCAGUGGCGGAACCUGCAGAACAGCCAACUGAAGAGCCGGUCCAGGAACCGAUCCAAGAAGAUCAACCUGCCGCAGCAACGGACGAAGCGCCAGCAGCUGAACCGGCCCCUGAGGUAGUAGAAGAAUCGCCAGCAGAGCAUGCAGAGACAGAACCCGCCGACAAAACUAGUGAGCAACUCCCCGACAGACCCACCGAAGGAACCACCGACGAAGACGAUUUCCCUGAGUGUGAUCCUGAGGCAGGAUUUGAUAAGGUCGAGGCAGAGAAGGAAGCAGCUGCGCAGCAAGCGGAAAAGGACGCCGAACUUGAAGCAGAAGAGGCUUCCCGGAAAGCAGAUGCGCUGAUUGACUUUGACGAAGCCCCAGAGUCACCUAUUGAAAAACAGGCCGAAGAACCUGCAGCAGCCCCCGAAGCGGAGCCAAAGCCAGUCGAGACCGCGCCGGUAGAGCCUGAGGUGACUGAGGAGCCGGCCGCUGAAACUGCACCGGCCGAGGAAGCUAAGGUCGAGGAAGUGGCAGCCGAACCCGUUGAUGAAACAGCGAGGAGUGUUGAGCCCGUCGAAACCGAAGCUCCGGCCGAAGCAGCGGAACCUGAGGCUGCUCCCGAAGUAGCCCCAGAGCCGAUCGUCGCGGAGGAGCCUGUAGCAGAGCCUGCGCCAGAAGAGCCUGCUCCAGCAGAACCAGCACCGGAAGAAGCUCCAGCAGUAGAGCCUGAAGCCCCCGCGGCGCAUAGUGAAACUAUUGUGGAGACUCCUGGACCAGCAGUGGAGGAACCGGCGCCCGCAGAAGAGACCCCCGAGCCAGCUGCACCUGUUGAAGCGGAACCCGUGACAGAGGCUCCCAAGGAAAAGCCAGUUGAGGAGCCAGCCCUAGCUGAGCCCGUGGUGGUUGAAGAAGCAGAGCCGGAACCUGAGGCUACCAGAGAGGUGCCCGACGAAGGCCCUGUAGAAGAGCCUCCAGUUGUAGCUCCUGCUGAGGAGCCUCCAGUUGAAGAACCACCGGUCGUGGAGGAACCUGCCGCAGCGCCUGCAGUUGUUGAAUCUCCAGCUGAAGAGCCAGUCGCUGAGCCAGCUCCAGCGGUUGAAGAGACUGCUCCGCCUGCUCCGCCAGUACCAGUUGAGGACUUCCUUGUUGAAGAUGCACCUAGGGAUAUAGACGUUUCGGAGAUUCCAGCCAACGAUCCGGUCCCUGUUCCAGCUGACAUCGUUGAGGCGGUGCCUAGAGCACCAGCCGAUGAGCCCACUGCGGAGCCUGUCAACGAGCGUGGACGAGGUUUCAACGAAACGUAUACUUUUGAUCGGGAGCCGUCGCCCGGGACACUAUUGGUUCCCGAGACUUCAGCCGAAGUUGGUGGGGGUGCAACGCCGGGAGACCGGUUCGCUCAUGCUGCUGCAGAAGUCCACGAGCGUUCACGGCGAAGAAGAAGACGAUCACACGUAGCUGACACUCGCGAUGAUCGUGACGACCGACGACCUUCAAAGAGCUCUUCAGAAGGGCGUUCCCGACAUGCACCUACGGUGGCUACUGCCCCAGCUCCAGCUCCAGCUCCAGCUCCACAGAGGAUGGCCAGUAACAAGCUGAGCCAGAGGUGGUUAAUGGCUCUGGACGAGUCGAGGAGGCAGUAUGAGGAAAAAUCGAGAAGGGAGUUGAAGCGACUCCAUCGGAUUGAUGCGGACCGAGAAAAAGGCGAACGAUCGAAGCGAAUUGAGCGAUCUAGUAGCACUCGAGAGCGGGAAUCCGAACCCAGGAAGUCCAGCCAAAGAAGCUCCGGCAGCCGUGAUGGUGACCGCACUACUGCGGGCUCUUCGUCAAGACACUCGCAGUCGACUGUUCCUAAGCCCCGGACCUUCUUGAAAUACAACCCUUCCGAUGAGGAGGUGUCGAGCAAUAACCCCCUUCCCAAAGUCGACGCCACCAAGGCAAUGGCCAACGUUGUCGACCAGCCGCGUAGGCGCUCGUCCACCAGUCAUUCCCACGGCAGCUAUUCUCACGGUCAGCGUCAUUUGACUGAAGGAAGAGGCUCCAUGGAGCGGUCGAGUGGGACGCGCCGCAGGGAGGAAGACCCAGCUCGGGCGGAAGCACGAAAGGCUCGAAGACAGUCCGAGGCAGUUAUCGAAGCGCCAGAACAGAUUGAGCAUCAGGAAGAAGCUCCCAGAUCUUCUAGAGGCGACCCUGAGCCCGAGCGUCGACGUCGUCACCGUCGCAGACGUGAACCAACUCCGCCACCACCCAGUGCAGCUACGAGACUCAAGGGCAUGAUCAAGGCAGCUAUCACUGCACACUGA
This is a messenger RNA of Aspergillus versicolor CBS 583.65, 4119 nucleotides long. RefSeq names its product PE repeat family protein. The transcript is spliced from 4 exons. The record is from RefSeq and is a predicted model, not a curated record. Bases 1 to 4119 code for a protein of 1372 amino acids. NCBI's taxonomy places the organism in Eukaryota, Fungi, Ascomycota, Eurotiomycetes, Eurotiales, Aspergillaceae.